UGCAAACAACACCAUCGACAAUUGUCCCAAAACCUAUUACAGAUGGUAUAUCAACUUCAUUGAGUGGUAUGCAUCGCCAAAUUACGCCAAUAGCGCCAGCAAGCCAAAGUGGUCUUCCGUCGCCACUACAGCAGAAUUUGUCAGUCGCAAAUAAAUUACAACUUUCAGGGGUAAAAAUGCAUACAAUACCUAAUUUAGGGAUGAAUUUACCAGAAACACCAGCAUCUUUGGCAUUGGCAGAACCAGAAGAAACGGAUAAACAUCCUUUAUCAAAACGCAAAAUCCAACAACUAGUUGACCAAAUAGAUCCAAAAGAGAGGCUAGAACCAGAAGUGGAGGAUAUGUUAUUAGAAAUAGCAGAUGAAUUCAUCACUUCUGUAAGCUCUUUUGCGUGUCUUUUGGCUAAACAUCGAAAAUCUGAUACUCUAGAGGUUAAAGACCUUCAACUCCACUUAGAACGUAAUUGGAAUAUCCGUAUUCCUGGAUUUGCAUCAGACGAAAUUCGAUCAGUACGGAAAACUAUU
Racocetra persica is the source of this 524-nucleotide messenger RNA. The record is from the annotation of a GenBank genome assembly. NCBI's taxonomy places the organism in Eukaryota, Fungi, Glomeromycota, Glomeromycetes, Diversisporales, Gigasporaceae.